Messenger RNA from Lodderomyces margitis, 996 nucleotides. RefSeq lists its product as uncharacterized. Gene Ontology annotation, cellular component: eukaryotic translation initiation factor 3 complex, eIF3m. The transcript has a single exon. Gene Ontology annotation, molecular function: translation initiation factor binding; translation initiation factor activity; metallopeptidase activity. The record is from RefSeq and is a predicted model, not a curated record. Lineage: Eukaryota; Fungi; Ascomycota; Pichiomycetes; Serinales; Debaryomycetaceae. Bases 1 to 996 code for a protein of 331 amino acids. Gene Ontology annotation, biological process: translational initiation.
AUGGCUACCGCUACUAGUAACUCAUUCAUGCACUUGGUAAGGCCAAACGUGCUAGCACCAGCAGCUGGAUCAGCCAAUGGACCUGCCAAAGUCAAGAUUCACGCGUCUGCAUUACUCACCAUUUUGGAAAUCGUUGCUAAACAAGUGUUGAACAAGAGAAUAAUUGGUACUUUGUUAGGUAUAAGAUCAGAUAAUGGAUUAGAGGUGGAGAUUAGGGAUGCAUUUAUGGUUCCAUGCGAUGAGACGGGUGACUCCAUCGCCAUUGAAGAUCAAGCUCAUAAAUCCUUGUUUCAUUUGUAUAAGAAAUCGCAUCCAAAGGAAUCAGUAUUGGGUUGGUUUGGCAGUAUGAAUGAAAUCGAUGACACUACAAGUUUAAUCCACGAUUUUUAUUCCAAAGGUGCUGAUCGUGCUUUUCCCUACCCAGCGAUUUAUUUGAAUGUGGAAUAUGUCAAUGAUCAAGGUCAAAUAACCAGUCCCAAGAUAAUAACGUAUAUUGGUGCUGCUGUCGGUAAAUCUGCUGCCAAGACUAAUGUGCAAAUUGGCUGGAACAAGACCGCCAAUGUCAACAAUUCAUAUAUCUUCACACCUAUCCCUAAUGAAGUGGUUGAUGGAACCAAUACUGAAAAACUUGCAUACAAAUCGUUACAAGAAUCAACCAUUGACCAAAACACAAAUAUAUCAUCAAUAAUAGAUGGUAAUCACCCAUUUUUCGCUCAAAAUUUACAACAAGUGCAGCAAAAUGUUGCCAAUUUGAUUGCUUAUAUUGAUGCUAAUGCCACUAAUCAAUCGGAUGAAAACCUUGAUUUGUUGAGAAAAUUGAGUAAUACGUUGUUGACUAAGCCACCAAUCUUGACUGAUGUUGAAGAGUUGAAUAAAUUGUUUGACAAUUUCAACCAAGAUGUUAUUAUGAUUGAAUAUUUGACUAAAGCAGUUAAAGAUCAAAUUGAAUUGAGUGCAAGAUUGACUGCUAGUUCAGAGGCUGAAAAAAGAAACUAA